ACCUGUGCAUGUCAGCCCUGUAGCCCAACCAACCCCCUGUCCGGCUGUCUUGUCAGGCUGUCAGCCCUCGCAGGCCCAAGGUGUUUCCAAAGUCCUGCCUUUCAGUGGGGUUUCGGGCACCAGACCCUUUGUUUGCAGCCUCGAGUUGCAAGGUUGAGGCCCUGGAACCUCUGGGGAACCCAUCCCCUGCCAACCCCAGCGGGGAGGCUAAUUUUAAGCUGGUUACGGCAAAUGUAGUUAGUCACUGCACCCUGCGUCACUGUUGGGAGAGUCUUCCUGCUCCUGCUCCUGCUGCUGCACCUAUGCUCCAGGUCCGACUCUUUGCUCUUGACCAACGACUCACAACACCAACCACAAGAUCAACGCCACGCCACGCCACACCACGGCCGCGUAGAAAAGGUCGCCGAGCCUCGCAACCUCAUGGCCUACUAAUUCGUUCAACCAGCAUCCGCUACUGUCCCUUCCCCUCCCCCACUCUCCUCUCAACUCCACUGCCUCAUUUGCUGGUCUCGUGCCCCCCAAGUGAGCACAACGUUCUGCGCACCCGACAAGAAAAUCAUGUGUCGCUUUCUGGUCUACAAGGGAAGUGACGAGAUCCUGCUCUCCAAGCUCAUCCUCGAACCGUGCCACUCCAUCCUCAGACAAAGCUUCGACUCUCGCCUUCGACUUGACACGAGACGCGGAGCAAACAAUGCCGAUGGCUUCGGCAUAGGCUACUACACCAGCCCCAAGCUGGGCGCAGAGCCCUGCAUCUUCACCUCGACCACACCCGCCUGGAACGACCCCAACCUGCAGCGAAUCGCCUCAAAGACCGCAUCGAAUCUCAUAUUUGCGCAUGUGCGAGCCACCACUGAGGGCUCCACGUCCCCAGACAACUGCCACCCUUUCGAACAUGGCAGCCUAAUGUGGAUGCACAAUGGCGGACUCGGCGGCUGGAAACACAUCAAGCGUAGACUGGCUGAGCGUCUCGCCGACAAGUGGUAUCUAGGCGUGCGGGGAGGCACCGACAGCGAAUGGGCCUUUGCAUUGUUCCUCGACACGCUGGAGCGCAUGGGUGUCGACCCCAGCUCGUCCCCGAAGAAGGGCUUCGGUCCCAUGGUGCUCAGGAGGGCCAUGUUGAAGACCAUCGCGCAGAUCAACGACCUGAUCGACCAGAUUCCUGAGAGCACCUUGCACAGCGAGAACAUCGACACACGAAGUCUUCUCAACUUCUGCGUGUCAGACGGUCACAGCAUCAUUUGCACCAGAUACAUCAACAGCUCCACAGAUGAAGCCGCUAGUCUGUAUUACUCCUCGGGCUCCCAAUGGGAGACGAGGCAGCAUGAUGACAAUGAGAAUUAUCAAAUGAAGAGGCGCGACAAGGGCGCAGAUGUGGUGCUCGUCUCCAGUGAGCCUCUGACAUUUGAAAGAGAAAACUGGAUCAAUGUCCCCACCAACUCCAUCCUGACCAUCCAUGACCAGACCGCUUUCGUUCAGCCGAUAAUAGACCAGUUCCAUCACAAAGACCCCUGGCAUCGUCGCUCAGCUGGCUUCGUUCAGAGCAAAGGUCUCGCCGCGAACGAAAAGGCACCCACGCCUCUCUCGAUAUCCACUCCGGCCAUGGUCGUCCCCGGGGCCAAUUUGCAGGCGGACAUGUUUCACAGAAGAGCCAACUUGGUACCAACAAUACCAUUCAUGAGGUCCAUGACGCCUCAAAUCUUGAGGACCACGACUUCCGAGGCACCCAGCAGCAUUGCCACCGCAUCGCCUCGACCUUCUUUGUCGACCGUCGAUACUAGCAAAAGCACAGAUUUCAGAACAGUGACAGGUCCACCAGUGAGCAGACAGGCGUCUACCUCGAAUCCGCCGAAUCCACCAGUGUUAGGAAACAUCAAGAAGAAGAGGAUGUCGCUCGGCAAUCUGGAGCAGCUUCAAGGGCCGUCUUCGUCGUCAGAAACAGAGCCGCCGACCCCGAUGAGUCCGCUAGACAGAACAUCUUACGGCGAUCCGAACAAGAUCGCACAAUACUUUCCAGAGCUUACUCUUUCGCCCUGAGGGCUGGGCACUAGCUUCGGAGUCCAUGUGUUCGAAAUUCCUUGUCCCUACACAAUUUUCAGGUCCAAAUUUGAGAUAUAGAUCGCAAGCUCAAUCCUUUUCGGAUCAAGUAAGGCGCUCAGGAGUACUAAAGCAUUUUGUGGCAAGGCAAAUGCUUGAGGUUGUAUUUAUGCUUCUCUCGCGGCAUAUUAGACUAUUGUUCAAUAACACACAAAUACAUGGAGAUUUGUUAUGAA
Molecule: messenger RNA, 2270 nt
Organism: Diaporthe batatas
Lineage: Eukaryota; Fungi; Ascomycota; Sordariomycetes; Diaporthales; Diaporthaceae
Exons: 4
Coding region: 559-2034 (491 amino acids)
Source: RefSeq, a predicted model, not a curated record